Molecule: messenger RNA, 4432 nt
Organism: Monopterus albus (swamp eel)
Lineage: Eukaryota; Metazoa; Chordata; Actinopteri; Synbranchiformes; Synbranchidae
Gene: kif4
Product: kinesin family member 4
Exons: 31
Coding region: 110-3841 (1243 amino acids)
Biological process (GO): microtubule-based movement; spindle elongation; mitotic spindle organization
Cellular component (GO): microtubule associated complex
Molecular function (GO): ATP binding; microtubule binding; microtubule motor activity
Source: RefSeq, a predicted model, not a curated record
UGUUCACCUCCUGUAACCUAACUGUGCUAACUUAGGUCGGCAAAGGACGAGUUUACUAACUGGGCUGUAAGUAAGUGCUGUUCAAAGGUAUUCCUUGUGAUAGUGCAUCAUGACAGAUGAUGCUAAAGUGAUCCCAGUGCGGGUUGCUUUGCGAUGUCGUCCAUUGGUACCUAAAGAAAUCAGUGAAGGAUGUCAGUGCUGUCUCACCUUUGUGCCUGGGGAGCCGCAGGUGAUUGUUGGCACAGAGAAGGCGUUCACCUAUGAUUAUGUAUUCGAUCCUGCUGCCGAACAAGAAGAAGUUUUCAAUACUACUGUCUCCUCUUUAUUGUCUGGCCUUUUCAAAGGCUACAAUGCUACAGUCCUUGCAUAUGGACAGACCGGCUCAGGAAAGACGUACUCCAUGGGAGGAACAUACACAUCGGCACAAGAGAAUGAUCCUUCAGUUGGAGUUAUUCCACGUGUCAUCAGAAGGAUUUUUGAGGAAAUGGAGAAGACAGGCAGUGAAAUCUGUCUGGCAGUUUCUUACCUGGAGAUCUAUAAUGAAGACAUAUUAGACUUGCUGUGUCCAUCUAAGGAUAAACCUGCCAUCAGCAUUCGUGAAGACCCAAAAGACGGCAUUAAAAUUGUUGGUUUAACUGAGAGGCGGAUGUUCUCUGCACGUGAGAUGGUGGACUGUCUUGAGCUUGGAAACUCUGCUCGCACUGUUGGCUCUACAGCGAUGAAUGCUGCUUCUUCACGCUCGCAUGCCAUUUUCACCAUCACACUGGAGCAGCGUAGAGGGACAGAAAAGAUUGACUCAAUUGUGUCUAAGUUGCAUCUUGUAGAUCUGGCUGGUUCAGAGAGACAAAAGAAAACCAAAGCAGAGGGAGACCGUUUAAAGGAAGGCAUCAGCAUCAAUCGUGGCCUUUUGUGUUUGGGUAAUGUAAUCAGUGCCUUGGGGGAUGAAAGCAAGAAAAACACCUUUGUUCCAUACAGAGACUCUAAACUCACUCGCCUGCUGCAGGAUUCUCUGGGAGGUAAUAGCCACACCCUGAUGAUCGCAUGCGUCAGCCCUGCAGACUCCAACAUGGAGGAGACCAUCAACACCCUGCGAUACGCUGACAGAGCUCGCAAAAUUAAAAACAAACCUGUAGUCAACAUUGACCCCAGAGCUGCAGAAAUGUGCCGUUUGAAACAACAGGUUCAGGAACUGCAGGUAAUGCUGCUUCAUGCCCGUGGAGGAGUAGCUCCAGUGCUCUCUGGGCCCGAGUCAGCGGAGAACGUGACUAAGCUGCUGGAAAGGAACCGUGCUCUGCUGGAUGAGAACAAUAAGUUAAGCAGGGAGUUGAGUGAGGCAGCUGGACAGACCACCCUCAUGUUUGAAAAGAUUAUUGUGACAGAACAGGCAAAUGAGAAACUACAAAGCAAACUGGAACAACUGCAGCGCCAUGCAGCAUGUACAGUGGAUCUUGAGAAAGUGUUGCAGACACUGGAGGACCAGGAAUUGAAGGAGAAUGUUGAGGUGAUGAAGAACCUGCAAGACAUCAUCUUAGAGUUGAAGAAUGAGAGUGCAGGCAUCACUGCCUCUAUUGACAGUAUGGCUGCAGGAGAGGAUGCAGCUGAGCUUUCCGAGAAUGGCAGUAAAAAUGCAGCAGAUGAGUCGCCAUUUGAUGCUACUGCCACUGUUGGUAAGGACUCCCUGGAGACCUUUACAGCCCAUCAUGCACUGCGGCAGGCUCAGCUCUCCAAGGAGCUGAUUGAGCUGAAUAAAGUGUUGAGUUUGAAGGAAGCUUUUGUGAAGAAAAUGUGCCAGAAUGACAGCCAGUUGGAGCUGAUACAAUCUGAACACCAGAAAAAUGUACCAGGGCUGCAGCUUGCAGUUGAUUCUCUGCAGAAAGAGAAAGAGGAACUGGUUUUGGCGCUUCAGUCUGCAAAGAAAGACACUAAUCAGGCUAAGGUUAGUGAGCAGCGGAGGAAGAGGCUUCAGGAGCUUGAGGCCCAGCUUGUAGACAUGAAGAAAAAGCUACUUGAACAGUCCAAAAUGCUGAAACUCAAAGAAUCUUCGGUUCAGAAAGUUAGCAAGCUCAUGCAGGAGAUACAGGCUAUGAAGACCCAGCGUACACAGCUGAUGAGGCAGAUGAGGGAGGACUCAGAGAAAUACAGACAGUGGAAGAACAAGAAGGACAGGGAGGUACUGCAACUAAAGGAGAAGGAUCGUAAGCGCCAGUAUGAGUUGAUUAAACUUGAGAGGGAUUUCCAGAAACAGGCCAACAUCCUGCGUCGUAAAACCGAAGAGGCUGCAGCUGCCAACAAGCGGUUGAAAGAUGCCCUACAGAAGAGAAGUGAGGUGGCAGAGAAACGCAAAGAUGGUCAAAACAAAGGAAAGGAGGGAGCUGCUGCAAGAGUUAAGAUGUGGCUUCUCAAUGAAGUAGAGGUGAUGGUUAGUACAGAGGAAGCCCAGCGCCACCUCAGUGACCUGCUGGAUGACAGAAAGGUCUUGGCUCAGGAGAUCAACCACCUCAAACAGCAGAUCGAGUCUGGGGACAAGCCUGCUCCCAAAAUCAGACGUCGGACCCUCAUCAUCUCUGAGCUAGAGACUCAGGGGGCCCUGGAAGCACCUCUGGCCAAACAGAUUGAGAACCUGCAGACUGAAAUGGACCUGCGGAACGCCCAGAUCGCUGACCUCCAGCAGAAACUUCUGGUCGCAGACAGCGAGGGGCGUUUGAAACAGCGCAUAGAUGGAAUCACAAGCAUCGUGGAUGCCAAGUGUGCUGUCAAAAUCUUGAUGUCUGAGCUGGUGUCUGCUAAAACAGCCAGUGCCAAGCUGGAAAGCGAACUUAAACAGGAAAAAGGAAACGCACAGGAUCUGAGGAAGAUGCUGAUUGAUGAGAGAAAUGUGAUGUCAACCAUGGACAUGGAGCACCAGCAGCAGCUGGUGGAGCUGGAGCAGAGGCAUCAAGAGAAGGUGCUUUACCUGCUUAACCAGCUACAGAACAAGCCCAUAUGUGGAGAGUCUGAUGAAUCAAAGCAGAAUGAUGAGAGUUCAAAGGAGAAGGGGCUUCUACAGCGCCUCAAACUUCAGGAAGAAAAGCUGCAAGAAUUGAGUGAGCAGAACCAGAAACUGGUGGAGCAGAAUGAAAAAUACAGACAGGAGCUCACUGUGGUCAGUGGAAAGAAAGUCCUUGUACCCACGACCAACAAUGAGAGGAACCCAGAGGACUCAUUUGAGUAUGUUCCUCAAAAGCCUAAAGGGAAGCGCUUCACCACAGCUAAAUCACAGCAGAAAGUGACCAUCAACCUUGAAGAUCUGAUUUCUCCCAGUGAGGAUGAGGAGGAGGAGGAAGAGGAUGAGUGGUGCCCUGAGAAACCUGAGAAGGGACGCAGAAUCUCAAAGAAACCAAAAGCAACUGGGUGUGCGUGCAAAGGUCACUGCAGCAACAAGCUGUGCAGAUGUCGCAAAGGAAAGAUGACAUGUGGGCAGAACUGCCAAUGUAAUCACGAGAAAUGUCGAAACAUGGACGACCAGGCGCCUGCUGAGAAUCUGAAAGAGACAGAAAGCGUCCUCAGAGAUUCGUUGUUUCUUCAAGACCACGCAUCCAUCAGCCCUGACAACGCCACAUUCUUCAAACCACCUUCUUGUACACCCACCAAGAAGGUGCUAAAAGAAAUCGGAGACAUGGGACAUGACACUACAGGCCUGAAGUUGGAAAGAAAACCUGUCUUGCCAGAGGAAGAGAAGGAGGAUGAGGAGGAGGAGGAUGAGAAAGCCACUGUAAGCUUCCUGAAGAGGAGGAAACGAAUCCUGACAAGUUUUCAAGACAGUUUUUUCUCUGGAUGCACUCCGAUCAGAGAGGAAUCCUAGUGCGCUCGGAGCCCUUUUGGGGUUAGUUUGUUUUUUAACACAGUAGCUGUUCAUAUGUGUUGGUAGUCUUUUAUAUGUGACUGAGCUACAACUUGGAAGUAGUUUGACUAUCAAUAAAAUUGCCUUUUUUUUAAACUGGAAUCAUAAUGAGAUGCUCUUGAAAUUUUCCUGUACAUAAUCGUUUAGUUUAAUAUGUCAGGCUAAAUUUACUUUGCUAGUAUGUAAAAUGAAUAGUUCACAGUCUACAUUCACACAAUUGCACUCUUCAACACAACACGAUAAAACUGUGUCCUAGGGAGCAGCCUGUUGGUUUUCACUGCUUCUAGUGUGAGCUGAAUAAAGUCUUAGUCAAAUCUUGUUUGUAAAAGUUUGACUUUUUUUGUGUUUUGUCUCAACAUGUAGCAGUUUUAGCAGCUUCUUAGCCUGCUAAUGGAAAAUUAUUUAAUUAUUCUGUUAUGAAUGUUUUACUUUUGAAUCACUUUCAUUGCUGUUUCUCAGCAGCACUGGGUCUUCAAUGGAAACUUUUUGAAAUGCAUCAAAUAAAAUAAACUCAGAAGCUGUAUUAAUUAUGUAUGCUUAUCUAAGUUUGUU